AUGACUGGAAAACCAUCAGAUCUUUGUCACAUAUCGGGGAAGAAGAAGGUGUUAUCGGCGUCAAGCAGUAUGUCUGAUCAAGAGGAAUUGUUUGGGAUCAAAUAUGAGACUCUGAAGGAGGAUCAUGAGAAUCUGAAACAAGAUUACGCUAGUCUUGAGGAAAGGUUUAAGCUUGUAGAUGAAAUGAAUGACAUGUUGAAGUUGCAUCGUCAAAAUCAAAUUAAGGAUAUCGAGCCGGAAAAUCCACGCUUGCUCAAGGAUCUUGAGAGCGAGAGGAGUGAGAAGAGCAAGAUGGUUGAAAAAAUUAAGAGAAUGGUGAG
Molecule: messenger RNA, 320 nt
Organism: Microthlaspi erraticum
Lineage: Eukaryota; Viridiplantae; Streptophyta; Magnoliopsida; Brassicales; Brassicaceae
Source: the annotation of a GenBank genome assembly